CAAACUUAUCCCGCAAGCUGUCACUGUGGUACUGUGCAAUACUCCGUGCUCCUGUCCCCGCCUCUCCCCCAAUGGAAGGUCGUAUCCUGCAACUGUAGUAUCUGUAGUCGCAAUGGCUACCUGCUUGUCUAUCCCGAAAGGUCCCAGCUACACAUGACAAGUGGGGAGGAACAGCUGAAAAGCUACUCUUUCGGCAUCAAGAGGAGUCUGCACAAGUUCUGCGGACGGUGUGGAAGUUCUGUCUUCUUUGAU
Cucurbitaria berberidis CBS 394.84 is the source of this 252-nucleotide messenger RNA. RefSeq lists its product as uncharacterized. The record is from RefSeq and is a predicted model, not a curated record. The transcript has a single exon. NCBI's taxonomy places the organism in Eukaryota, Fungi, Ascomycota, Dothideomycetes, Pleosporales, Cucurbitariaceae. Gene Ontology annotation, molecular function: carbon-sulfur lyase activity. The annotation marks the transcript as partial.